AUGGUGAGGAAGUUGGCCACCAUCAGCCAUAAAGCUCAUGGUCAGGUGAAGCAUGAAGCGGAUCUGGAUCAAGCUCUUGAAGUUGCGGGUUUAGGUUGUCACAACCUAUGGAGCUGCUUUGUACUGACCCUGGUAUCCAUAUCAACCGCUCUGGACCAGAUGGGAUACGCUGUAGUUUUGCCACCCGCCGCCUGUGAACUACAAAUAUCUGAUCAAGCUAGAGGAUUUAUUAUUGCUAUGCCUUAUAUCGGCGUUCUUCUAUCUUCCCACGCGUGGGGUUACCUGGUGGACACACAAGGGCGCAAAAAGACGGUCAUUUUUAGCACUCUUGGCAACGGAUUGUUUGGUGCUGGGGCGGCAUUUAUGCCGAAUCUAACUUCUUUCAUCAUAUGUAAGGGGUUUUCAGCUCUUUGUCUGGCGGGUCCAGCCUCAAUCCCGUACACGUACAUCAGCGAGAUAGUCCCGCCGAAGUACCGAGACAUAAUGCUGUCUCUCAUGAACUCUGUCAUGUUGGUCGGAACAGUUCUUGCUACACCAUUCGCUUGGGCAAUACUACCGCAAGAAUUCGCGAUUGACUUCGGCGCUUACAUCUUCCGGCCAUGGCGUCUUCUGACUAUAGCAUGUUCGAUCCCGUUAUUAAUAUCAUCCAUUUUAUUAAUUUUUAACCCUGAGAGUCCGAAGUAUUUAAUCACGCAGGACAAACAUGAGGAAGCUCUCCAAGUUUUAAGGAACAUGUAUGCUGUUAAUAAACGUAGGAGCCCUGAGGAUUAUCCUAUUAGUAGGCUAACAAAUAUCUCGUUGCCCAAUGAAAAGGAGAGCUUGUUUACAUCCAUCAAGUCACACACUCUACCUUUACUUAAAUGGACGUACUCGAAAUGGAUGCUUCUCAAUGCGUUUUUGUUAUUCGGCACUUUUAAUGUAUUGAACGGCCUUUACAUUUGGGUGCCAGAAGUAGUGAACAGGGUGUUUUCUGGUGGUGAAGAUAACGGCAGAACUCCGUGUCAAGUUAUAACCCAGGGGCUCAAUCAAACAAUGGCUGGCGAGCAAUGCAACAACGCCUUAGAAGACAGAACUCUUAUGAUAAGCACAAUUGCUCAAACGAGUUUGGCGCUGUUUGUGAUGAUUGUGAGCUGUGUUAUUAAAUUCAUGUCAAAGAAGACAAUGAUUAUCAUUUGCUUUUGGGUUAUAGGUUUGGCCUGCAUCCUCGUCAAUUUCAUUACAAACCAGAUUGUGUUUGCUAUUAUUUUGUCAGCUUUGAUAAUUACUAUACUUAACGUGGGAUGUGUUAACGCGUACACCGUGGAUCUCAUCCCUACACAUUUAAGGGGUAUGGCGGUAACUGUGUCCAUGACGCUGGGUAUGACGGGUUCCAUCGCCGGCAGCACCAUGGCUGGAUACAUGAUCAAAGACGCUUGCGAACCUAUGUUCUAUACAUUUGGCGGAUUAUUAAUACUAUGCGGUGGACUCUCAUUUUUGUUACCAAGUUCAAGGAAUUUGAAGAAUUAG
Molecule: messenger RNA, 1506 nt
Organism: Arctia plantaginis
Lineage: Eukaryota; Metazoa; Arthropoda; Insecta; Lepidoptera; Erebidae
Source: the annotation of a GenBank genome assembly